UAUCCGCUGAUUGAUUCAUUUUCGAUAAUACCGCCAUGGGCUUUGCUAUGCACCUCAUCAACGGUGCGGCAGAACCUGUACCAAAUGUUGUGCACGCGUAAAGGAUCGGUCAUUUCACAUCAAAUUGGCACACUGCAACACGCAAGUGGCGUCGGUUUUCGUACAGAAAGCAACCGUGCGAAUGCUGCGAACUGGGCGCAGUCCCGACACCAACCCACAGAGAACUUCUAG
Molecule: messenger RNA, 231 nt
Organism: Gongylonema pulchrum
Lineage: Eukaryota; Metazoa; Nematoda; Chromadorea; Rhabditida; Gongylonematidae
Source: the annotation of a GenBank genome assembly